AUGUCGGAGGUCUGCAUCCUCAAGGGCCCGGACGACUUUAGCCGCUGGUGGAGCUCCGGGUCCCAGGACUACCAGCUCUACCUCGGCGUCGUCCUCCUCUUCUUCUCGCUCGUCAUCGCGCUGCCCAUGGCCAAGUUCGGGCUCUUCCUCCUGCGCUACGUGACCGGCGACGUCUACCUGAAGCCGGACGAAGCGCACGAGAUGCUGCUGUGGGAGACGCACUGGCUGCUGCGCGUGGGCCUCUUUUGCUGGGCGCUCCAGGUCGUCGGGCUCACGUCGCUCCUGUGCCAAUGGCCGCUCUGGGUCUUUGGCGUGCCAUUGCUGCUAUGGGUCAACGCGGUCGGCAACGUCUACCGCCUCAUCACGGUGCGCAAGGGCUCGGCCAAGACGCUCCUCCACGAAGGCGUGACGGUGCUCAAGAUCCUCGUGCUCGUGAUCUUGUUUUACUUUAUCUACAUCCUCGUCUUUCCUGGCAUUGCCGAAAACAUCAUCCGCGCCUUCUUUACGGGCUUUUGCUCGCUCGUCGCGCUCGCCACGGUCCCCGUCGUCCGCAACGUCACGGGCUCGCAGUUCAUUUUGUUCAACCACGCGCUGCGCCAGCGCCUCCACACGUAUGUGCCGGCCGGGAAGGCGCUCACGACGCCGCUGGUGGUGUUUGCAGAAAACACGCCCGAGGCCGACGAGCCGCGCUGGCCGCUCCGGCUCCGCAUCCGACUGCCGCCGACGCUGCACGUGGCAGCGGUCCGCCGCUUCCUUCAAGACGUCGACCGUCGGCUGCGCAAAGCGGACGAGCGCGCGGCGCUGCACCCGCACCGGAACGCGAUGUUUGCAGCGACGGCCGCAGCCCCGAUGCUGCUGCGCAAGCAGCCGCCGCCCACACGGGAAGAAGACCGGCUCUGCGUGUCGAUCGAAGGCCGCUGGGUCGUCCACGUCUUUGGCGACAUUGCGGCCAAGUCGCGCGAGGUGUUUCGCGAUCGACUCUCGCAGAAGGUCCAGCUGAUGAUGAGCAUUGUCGAAUCGCAUGCGCUCACGGCCAACGUCGAGCAGGCGUGA
Saprolegnia parasitica CBS 223.65 is the source of this 1053-nucleotide messenger RNA. RefSeq lists its product as hypothetical. The transcript is spliced from 6 exons. The record is from RefSeq and is a predicted model, not a curated record. NCBI's taxonomy places the organism in Eukaryota, Oomycota, Saprolegniomycetes, Saprolegniales, Saprolegniaceae. The coding region runs from base 1 to 1053 and encodes 350 amino acids.